Messenger RNA from Ahaetulla prasina, 2856 nucleotides. It is a transcript of the gene MCM6, whose product is annotated as minichromosome maintenance complex component 6. The transcript has 17 exons. Gene Ontology annotation, biological process: double-strand break repair via break-induced replication; DNA replication initiation; mitotic DNA replication. Lineage: Eukaryota; Metazoa; Chordata; Lepidosauria; Squamata; Colubridae. The coding region runs from base 64 to 2535 and encodes 823 amino acids. Gene Ontology annotation, cellular component: nucleus; MCM complex. The record is from RefSeq and is a predicted model, not a curated record. Gene Ontology annotation, molecular function: ATP binding; single-stranded DNA binding; single-stranded 3'-5' DNA helicase activity.
GCUCAGCAGUGGCGCGAAUUCUCAUCAUUGCCCGAGUAGCCAUCGGAGGGGAGAGGAGCUGGGAUGGAUCUGGUAGCCGCCGGGGAGGCUGGGUUGGCCGCUGCUCAGAAACAGCUCCGCGAUGAGGUGGCCGAGAAAUGCCAGAAGUUGUUUCAGGACUUUCUCGAACAAUUCCAGAAUAGCGAUGGAGAAGUUAAAUACUUGCAAGAUGCAGAAGAGCUGAUUCGUCCAGAGAGAAACACCUUAACUGUAAGUUUUGAAGAUCUGGAGCAAUUCAAUCAACAACUUGCUACCACAAUCCAAGAAGAGUUCUAUAGAGUGUACCCUUUCUUGUGUCGGGCUGUAAAAACAUUUGCCAAAGAUCACGGAAAUGUUCCUUCUAACAAAGAUUUUUAUGUGGCCUUCCAAGAUUUACCUACCAGGCACAAAAUUCGAGAAAUGACGUCAGCCCGCAUCGGAUCCCUCAUGCGUAUUAGUGGACAGGUAGUUCGCACCCACCCUGUUCACCCAGAGCUUGUCAGUGGAACUUUUCUCUGUCUGGAUUGCCAGACGGUGAUAAAAGACGUAGAGCAGCAGUUCAAGUACACACAGCCGAACAUCUGUAGAAACCCAGUCUGUGCCAAUAGGAAGCGAUUUCUUCUGGAUACAAACAGAUCCCGGUUUGUUGACUUCCAAAAGGUUCGCAUUCAAGAAACCCAGGCUGAAUUGCCUCGGGGGAGCAUUCCUCGCAGCGUCGAAGUCAUCUUGCGUGCUGAAGCUGUAGAGUCAGCGCAGGCUGGUGACAAGUGUGACUUCACAGGGUCUCUCAUUGUCGUGCCAGAUGUAUCUCAACUGUCUACCCCAGGUGUACGAGCAGAAACUGGUUCUCGUGUGACUGGAAAAGAAGGCUAUGAAACUGAAGGCAUCCGAGGUCUUCGGGCACUUGGAGUCAGAGAUUUGUCCUACAAAUUGGUCUUUCUAGCCUGUUACGUGGCCCCAACAAAUCCUAGGUUUGGAGGCAAAGAACUUCGAGAUGAGGAACAAACUGCAGAAAGCAUUAAAAAUCAGAUGUCUGUAAUGGAAUGGGAAAAAGUAUUUGAAAUGAGCCAAGAUAAAAACCUGUACCAUAACCUUUGUACGAGCCUCUUUCCCACCAUACAUGGUAAUGAUGAAGUAAAGCGAGGGAUUUUGCUCAUGCUAUUUGGUGGAGUUCCUAAGACAACAACAGAGGGCACUUCAUUACGUGGUGACAUCAAUGUUUGCAUAGUUGGUGAUCCAAGUACUUCCAAAAGCCAGUUUUUAAAGCACGUGGAAGAAUUCAGCCCCCGAGCCGUCUACACCAGUGGGAAGGCCUCAAGUGCGGCUGGUUUAACUGCCGCUGUGGUGAAAGACGAAGAGUCCUAUGAAUUCGUUAUUGAAGCUGGGGCGCUAAUGUUGGCAGAUAAUGGAGUCUGUUGCAUCGAUGAAUUUGACAAAAUGGAUAUGAGAGACCAAGUUGCCAUCCAUGAAGCAAUGGAACAGCAAACUAUAUCCAUUACCAAGGCUGGAGUUAAGGCCACUUUAAAUGCUAGGACAUCAAUUUUGGCAGCAGCAAAUCCAGUCGGUGGACGUUAUGAUAGAGCCAAGUCUUUGAAACAGAAUAUAAACUUAUCAGCCCCUAUCAUGUCUAGAUUUGAUCUCUUCUUUAUUCUUGUGGAUGAAUGCAAUGAGGUUACAGAUUAUGCAAUUGCAAGGCGCAUUGUGGAUCUUCAUUCUAGGAUAGAUGAAUCGAUUGAUCGUAUGUAUACGCUUGAUGACAUCCGAAGAUACCUUCUCUUUGCCAGGCAAUUUAAACCAAAGAUUUCUAAAGAGUCAGAGGAUUUUAUUGUCGAGCAUUAUAAGCGCUUACGCCAAAGGGAUGGUUCUGGUGUCACAAAAUCAUCGUGGAGAAUCACAGUACGACAACUGGAAAGCAUGAUACGAUUGUCGGAAGCCAUGGCACGGAUGCAUUGCAGUGAUGAGGUUCAUCCAAAACACGUGAAGGAAGCUUUCAGAUUAUUGAACAAAUCUAUCAUCCGAGUUGAAACUCCAGAUAUCAAUUUAGACCAAGAUGAAGAACAAUCAGUUGAAGAGCCUGAGGACCAGGAUGGAGUUGCAAGAGAGGAAGACAAUGUACUUACUAAUGGCUUAGUAAAUGGUACCAGUGACCUUGUAGAUGAUUCAAAUAAAGAUGUGGCACCAAAGGCUUCUCUGAGACUUAGUUUUCCUGAAUAUCAAAGAAUCUCUAACCUCAUUGUAAUGCAUCUAAGGAGAUCUGAAGAAGAAAAUGAUGAUGCUGCCUUAAAAAAGAGUGAGCUCAUCAACUGGUAUUUAAAGGAAAUUGAAUCUGAAAUAGACUCUGAAGAAGAACUCAUCAAUAAAAAGAAAGUAAUUGAAAGAGUAAUUCAUCGUCUUACGCACUAUGAUCACAUUCUAAUUGAACUCACACAUUCAGGAUUAAAAGAUUCUGUGGAAGUACAGAGCUUUGACGAAGAUCCCUUCCUUGUAGUUAAUCCUAACUACUUGCUGGAAGAUUAGAGACUGAGCGAGCAGUGCUACAAAAUCCAUUUCGUACCAGUGAGAUAAUAGCUCACUAGCUGAUACGCAUCAGUUGUAGAUAGCUGACUAAUCCGAGAUUUAUCUCGGAAUUCGCCUACCUUGCCUUUUUAUGUAAUCUUUUGUAGAGAUAAAAGGAGUUGUAAAACCUGGUAAAGGAAACCAUUUUUUUCAAAGCUGACAUCGCUUCUUCUGUAUUUUACAUUUAAAAGAUUGCAUGCAGUAGUUCAAUAGUGCCAUCUUACUCUGUAAAUCUCAUCUUAUUUGUGUCCAAUAAAUUUUAAAAAGUUCACUAUAUAUGCA